AAUUAAUCCGUCACCCUCGCAGGAAGCGGUGAAAUUUUAAUUUAUAAUCCCCCGGGGGCUUCCCGUUCAAAGAUUGCAAGCCCUAGCCUUACAAACACACACACAACAAAACGCACCUUCCAAUCAAUCAGGCCAGGCAUCAUGGCAAUUGCAAGAACUGGUGUUUUCAUCGACGACUACUUGGAUUAUGCUAGCACAUUUCCUGCUGAGCUGCAGAGGCUUCUCAAUACCGUGAGAGAACUCGAUGAUCGUUCACAAGCUAUGAUAAAUCAGACGAAGCAGCAGACCGAGUACUGUUUGGGACUAGCUUCUGAUAGCUCCAAGAAAGGGUAUUACGAGGAUGAUGAUAUAGCUCUGAAAAAAGAGAUCGAGGAGGUGCAGAAUAAUGCUUUAAGCCUCUGCACCGAGAAGGUAUUGUUGGCCCGACAAGCAUAUGAGCUUAUAGAUGGCCAUAUAAAGCGCCUUGAUGAGGAUCUUAAUAACUUUGCAGAUGAUCUAAAGCAAGAGGGAAAAUUAUCACUAGAUGAGCCGCCAAUCCUCCCCCCAUUACCUUUAGUUCCUAGAAGUGAAAAGCGAAGAUCAGUCAAUGGGACUUCUCAGUGGAGGAAGAUUAAUCACAUGGAUAGGGAUUGGGAACAAGAGCGUGAUAGAGACCUCGAGCUCAUGCCUCCUCCAGGCAGCCUUAAGAAGGAUUAUGCCCCUAUUGAAAUUGAUCAAACAAUUGAUCCUAGUGAACCAAUAUACUGUGUUUGUCAUCAGGUUUCAUACGGGGAUAUGAUUGCUUGUGAUAAUGAUAAUUGCCAAGGAGGCGAAUGGUUCCAUUACCAGUGUGUUGGGCUCACUCCGGAAACAAGGUUCAAAGAGAAGUGGUAUUGUCCAAGCUGCAAGCAACUACCGCAGCAGUAGUGUUGUGCAUUAUGCUGCCAACAGCUUUUUAAUUCUAUGCUUGUGAGGAAUAUAGAAAUUAGAAAAUUAUGAAAAUGAUGUCUGUAAUUGUGGAGUAGAUGAGGAGAGUUUUUCCUAUCAACGGUUUGCACCCGCUAAGAAUUGGCCCAAUAGUAAUCUUGUAUCAGAUUGAUUUCAGCUCUCUUUGGCAUUUGCACCUUUGAAAACCGAUUACUUCCUCAGUUCCAUGUAAA
Molecule: messenger RNA, 1139 nt
Organism: Daucus carota subsp. sativus
Lineage: Eukaryota; Viridiplantae; Streptophyta; Magnoliopsida; Apiales; Apiaceae
Product: PHD finger protein ING2
Exons: 7
Coding region: 142-906 (254 amino acids)
Cellular component (GO): nucleus
Source: RefSeq, a predicted model, not a curated record